AGAUGUGGCUUGCUCAGGAUAUCGAUGGCCCCCUGUACUGGACUGAUGUUCGGUGAAUCUGGUCUACAAUAACAGACGGCUGGAGCACACUGUGUGGCAACUGUAGAGGGUGACGAGAUAUUGGAUCGAAUGCUUGAAUACAAGAAGCAGCAGGGAACAAGAAGAAUUUGGUACUAAUUGGUUCUGAGACAAGGCCUCACCUGUGUGCCAAUGAGAGCUGCUUGCAAGUUGAGAUGCUGUUCUGGAAAAUGCAAAUGACCCUUUGAUAAGCCCAGAAGGACCAUGGGAUCAAUUAAUAUAGGAAAGGCUGCCACAUUGAACGAAUUGUUACAUGCCAGCAUUGAUACUAUUGACAAUGAAGGGGAGAUGACUAACAGUCAGGUGCCAAGGAUGGUCCUCCUAAUGCAUCGAUGGUACCUGCCAUCUACUGAACUCGCAGGAAAGCUUCUGUUGAUGUAUCGGGAAGCCACCGGUGAAGACUGCGAUGCAUUUCGACUCAAAAUCUGCCACUUAAUGAGGUACUGGAUUUCUGAAUUCCCUGCUGAAUUUAACUUGGAUCUCGGUUUGGUUCGUCUGACAGAGGAGUUUCGGGAACUGGCCAGCCAGCUGGGAUGUGAGGAGCACAGUAAACUCAUCGACAUCUCCAGCAUUCCGUCCUAUGACUGGAUGAGACGGGUCACUCAACGUAAGAAGGCUUCCAAGAAGAAGGGGAAAGCUUCUCUGUUAUUCGAUCACUUAGAGCCACUGGAGCUGGCAGAACACCUUUCCUUCCUGGAAUAUAAAUCCUUCCGACGGAUAUCGUUUACAGAUUAUCAAAGCUAUGUUACACAUCGCUGUCUAAUGGAUAACCCAACACUUGAGAGGUCCAUCGCAUUGUUUAAUGGCAUUUCCCAGUGGCUCCAGCUAAUGGUUCUUAGCAAGCAGACUCCCGUGCAAAGGGCAGAGGUCAUCACCAAGUUCAUUAAUGUGGCUCAGAAUUUACUCCAGCUCCAGAAUUUUAAUACGCUGAUGGCUGUUGUGGGAGGCUUAAGCCACAGUGCCAUAUCCCGCCUGAAGGAAACUUGCUCACACCUUGCUCCUGAAGUUACAAAGGUUUGGAAUGAAAUGACCGAACUCGUCUCCUCAAAUGGGAAUUAUUGCAAUUACCGGAAGGCCUUUGCUGAAUGUGAGGGCUUCAAGAUUCCAAUCCUGGGAGUUCACUUGAAAGACCUGAUUGCCGUCCAUGUAGCUUUCUCCGAUUGGAUAGACGAUAAUAAAGUGAACAUUGUUAAAAUGCAGCAGUUGUAUGUUACAUUUAAUGAACUGGUUUCCCUUCAGGAUGCAAAUCCGCAUUUAGAACCAAAUAUGGAUUUAAUACACCUGUUGACGCUUUCCCUGGAUUUAUACUACACAGAGGAUGAAAUCUAUGAAUUAUCGCUACUUCGUGAACCUAGGAAUCCUAAAUCGACGCCCAGCACCCCAACCACCCCGAACAAACAUGUGGCACUCGUAGACUGGGCACCUGGGCUGACACCAAAGCCAGAUCCUACUGUCAUCAAUAAGCACAUCCGCAAAAUGGUUGAUUCUGUAUUUAGGAACUAUGACCAUGAUCACGAUGGUUAUAUCUCCCAAGAGAACUUUGAAAGCAUCACUGCCAACUUCCCAUUCUUGGAUUCCUUCUGUGUGUUGGACAAAGAUCAAGAUGGUCGGAUCAGCAAAGACGAAAUGAUGGCCUAUUUUCUGCGCGCCAACUCUCAGCUCCAGUGCAAAAUGGGGCAGGGCUUUAUUCACAACUUUCAAGAGAUGACAUACCUCAAACCCACCUUCUGUGAGCACUGUGCAGGAUUUCUCUGGGGUCUAAUCAAACAGGGAUACAAGUGUAAAGACUGUGGUGUGAAUUGUCAUAAGCAAUGCAAAGACCUUUUAGUGUUAGCAUGCCAGAAGCUGCCCAAGAGCUCCUCCUUGGAGAGUGCUUCACCACCUCCACACUCACAUGGCUCUCUGCCCAGCAGCCCUAUGACACACUCCUAUGGAAAUGCUCAAGAUGGAGCAGUGUUCAAUUUCCCCCAAAGUAGCAGAAACCAGGCUGUUGACGGCAGGUCAAUCACACUAAUGACGGGCUCAGCUCAGAAGAUUUCCGUACGCUUACAGAGAGCUACGGCCAGCCAGGCCACACAGACAGAGCCCCUGUGGCAUGAGAGUGGGUGGGCUGCUGGCGACUCAGGCUCUCACACCUUCCCAAAAAUGAAGUCAAAAUUUCAAGGAAAAGAGGGAAAGGACAGGGGCUUUGCCAAGUGGGAAAAUGAGAAGCCCAGCAUGUGUGCCAAAACAGAGGAGGAACAUGAGCCACUGCAGAAUGGGACCGAUACAGAUGAAGAGCAGUGAACGUGCAUUACGCAAGGCAAAACAUCAAAAACUCUCAAUGCAGCCCAAAGUGGUAUCGGAGUGAAUAACUGGCCAGCGCUACUAAAUUUAUGAAGUUACGAUUAUCGUAGUUUAUUUAACCAUUGUGUAACUGCUUUGUGUUCUUGUCUAUUUGUCAGUUUUCAUAAAGUACAUCAUUUCCAAACCUC
This is a messenger RNA of Chiloscyllium plagiosum (whitespotted bambooshark), 2552 nucleotides long. It is a transcript of the gene rasgrp3, whose product is annotated as RAS guanyl releasing protein 3 (calcium and DAG-regulated). Gene Ontology annotation, cellular component: plasma membrane. Gene Ontology annotation, molecular function: guanyl-nucleotide exchange factor activity; calcium ion binding. The record is from RefSeq and is a predicted model, not a curated record. Lineage: Eukaryota; Metazoa; Chordata; Chondrichthyes; Orectolobiformes; Hemiscylliidae. Gene Ontology annotation, biological process: Ras protein signal transduction.